This is a messenger RNA of Phytophthora infestans T30-4, 1104 nucleotides long. RefSeq lists its product as uncharacterized. The record is from RefSeq and is a predicted model, not a curated record. Lineage: Eukaryota; Oomycota; Peronosporomycetes; Peronosporales; Peronosporaceae. The coding region runs from base 1 to 1104 and encodes 367 amino acids. The transcript is spliced from 4 exons.
AUGGCAUCACCUCAAGACUCGCCGUCUUUCUCCUUCACGACGCCCGAGCAGCAGCGUCACCGCUUUUCAGGCAACACGGACGCUGCCAACAUUGAGGACUGGCACUUCCGCGACGGUCCUAGUCCUAUCACGCCUCGUAGAUUCCAGGGAGAAGAGCAGGACGAGAGUAAAGCCGAGGAAUCUCAAGACCAGAACUAUAGCUUCGCUCACUCGCAUUUUAGACGACGUAACAGGCUGGAAACGCGGCUAGAAGAGCUUCAGAAAGACGUGGCUAGCCUCACGCUUAAGUUACGCACCAAUGGCAGUCGCAACACGUCACUAGAUGCGUCAAGCUUCCUCUAUACACCGAAACAGGAAGUGGAGGACGUUAAGAGCCAUAAGAGCAGCAUCGUCAAGACAUUGAGAGAGUUGCACAACGUCACGACAGAGAGAGAUCAACUCAAAUUCGAGCUGGAGAGGACCAAAAGAGCUUUGUCCGUUGCCGAGAAGAAAUAUCGGGACGUGGAGAAGAGUAAGAAGGCUUACGAAAAGCUUAAAGCGCACUGCGAUUCUCUGCAAGAAUCGCUUGACUUGUCAGAGAAAAUCCGAGUUAGACAAAAGAAAGACCGACAAGGGUAUACACACAUCGGAUACGACAUUUUGGACUCUCUCGUCGCAUCCAGCCACCCGGACGAGGAAGACGCGGGUCUUUCUCCACACGAGCAAGCGCCAAGCGAACCCACAGCUGCAACUCGCUCCAGGACUCCACGCUCAGUGUUGAAGCCUACUACGCCCACUACGAAGCAGCAUCGCCUCGAUUUUGAUAGUCUCCUUCAAGUGGAUGCCCCUCAGUUUAGCACCAGACGUCCAAGUCGCAUGGCUACUACGCGAAGGCCUAGCCAGACGCAGGCCCAGCAACGUGAAGCCAUGCGUCAGGCUGCGAGAUGGGCACGCAGCAGAGGAAGCGCUGUUGACAUCUCCACAUCGACGACUCAACUACCGUCCAGGAGAACCCCCACUGGUCGACCUAAGAAUAGUUUUCUUGCCCCUACCCAAGCUAGCUUACGUAGACUACAUGACGUUCCUCGUCGAAGUGGUCAAGAGCGACCCCCGUUCGUUGUAUAA